UGCAGUAAUGUCGCUCGGCUCGUCCAUCUACCAGCUCGCCUUCAAGCGAAACUCGGUCUACAUUACUGGCAUCAUCACCGGCGCCUUCAUUUUCGAGAAGGUCUUUGACUCGUCCAUGGACGGUCUCUUUGCCAAGCUGAACGAAGGCAAAUCGUUCGAGGACCUCAAGAAGGCUCGCAACCUGCAGUAAUUCAACCAGAGAUUCAUUUUUACCAAAAUCUACAAAAAUCAUCAAGUCCAGCUGUUCUCGUUCAUCGACCCUUGCGUCUGGUGGAAAGAUGUUGUUUGGUGCUUUGCAAAUACACAGUUGAAAAACAAAAAAGGACGAAGAAGAAGAAGAAGAAGAAAAAAAAAAAAAACCGACGUCCUCCAUCAAGACUGGGAACUAAAUCAGUUUGUUUUCAUCUUGUUGUCAAACGGGGCAACUUCUUAAGAAACACGGGAACAACACG
Capsaspora owczarzaki ATCC 30864 is the source of this 452-nucleotide messenger RNA. RefSeq lists its product as hypothetical. The transcript is spliced from 2 exons. Gene Ontology annotation, biological process: mitochondrial electron transport, ubiquinol to cytochrome c. Lineage: Eukaryota; Filasterea; Ministeriida; Capsasporidae. The record is from RefSeq and is a predicted model, not a curated record. The coding region runs from base 8 to 190 and encodes 60 amino acids.